Messenger RNA from Plodia interpunctella (Indianmeal moth), 1381 nucleotides. Its product is annotated as macro domain-containing protein PG1779-like. Gene Ontology annotation, molecular function: ADP-ribosylglutamate-[protein] hydrolase activity. The record is from RefSeq and is a predicted model, not a curated record. Bases 64 to 915 code for a protein of 283 amino acids. The transcript has 4 exons. Gene Ontology annotation, biological process: DNA damage response; purine nucleoside metabolic process; peptidyl-glutamate ADP-deribosylation. Gene Ontology annotation, cellular component: nucleoplasm. NCBI's taxonomy places the organism in Eukaryota, Metazoa, Arthropoda, Insecta, Lepidoptera, Pyralidae.
CCCAUGAGAAUAGAAAUGCAGUCAGUCAGUAAUUUGUAGGUUAUGUUAUAAUAUUCUUAGGUUAUGUUGUUGCCGAUGAAGUUAUCGAAUUACUGCGCAAGGUGCUACAAUAAAUCACUUGAACGAAGUGUUUUGAUUCAUCAAACUCGUUUUUAUUCGUUACCUAAAAUGAAUACCGAUCCUGCAUGGAAGGUCGAAAAAGAAAGGAUUCUCUCCUUGCCCCUGGAGGAGAAGCGCAAGUUAUACAAAGCGAGUGAUUUUAUUAUUGUUGACAAAGUAGAUCCCUGGAAGAAAUACGUAGAUUUGCUAAAGACUAAGGGCAUUGCGCUUAAAAAACAUAAUCAGGAUGAUGUGAAAGAGUUCAAGAAGAUAAAAAUUGAUAAGGAAAAGAACCAAGAGCUCUUUCACAAGGUGUCAAUUUUCAAAGGAGAUAUUACUAAGUUGGAGGUUGAUGCAAUAGUCAAUGCUGCCAACUCGCGAUUGAUUGGUGGUGGAGGUGUUGAUGGGGCCAUACAUAGAGCUGCUGGUCCGUUCCUUCAGGCUGAGUGCAAUAGUUUGGGAGGCUGUCCAACCGGAGAAGCAAAAGUGACUGAAGGAUACAACUUACCAGCUAAAUAUGUGAUACAUACAGUUGGCCCACAAGACGGGUCGGAAACAAAACUGCAAUCGUGUUAUGAAAAUUGCUUGUCGCUCGCAAAACAACUCGAACUUCGCUCCAUAGCUUUCCCUUGCAUCUCCACAGGCAUAUACAACUUUCCUAACAGGCUUGCUGCGCACAUUGCCUUACGCACUGCCAGGAAAUUCCUGGAACACAAUGAUGUGGAGAGGAUCAUCUUUUGCACAUUCAUGCCGGUCGAUGUUGAGCUUUAUGAGACAUUGAUGCAAUCAUACUUUCCCCCUGAAGUUUAUGAUUAAUGUUUCAUAUAGUCGUCAACUUCCUUAUACCUAUACAGGGUAUUAAAAAAUGCUAAUAAUAAUAGUACAUGGGAAGUGUUAACAUCAGCAUUGGGUAUUCUUUAUGCGAAGUUUCAAAACUACUAUAAAUUACUUAGGUAGUUGUCAGUCGCGCGAUCGCGUCUACUCAUUAGAAUACGAAAACAUUACGAGCACCAUUGCUUGAAACUUCGAAUUAAUGAUCUACAAGGUACCGUAUCUUACCACUUUGUAUGUAAUAUAGGUAUUUUGUAACCCAAGUAUAUAGGUAGUAUAAAUAUAGGUAGUUUGAUCUUUGCAUGCUUGGCCAUUUAGCUUGGAUUUAGUUUAUUGAAAUCAUUGAUGUGAUCGUUCGUGAUAUUAUUAUUAUAAAACGAUAAAAUGAAAGUCAUUGAGUGUAGCUGGCUAAUUUGUAUAAUACUUUUUAUAAUAAAAAUAUGUGACAAAA